Messenger RNA from Paramisgurnus dabryanus, 1928 nucleotides. RefSeq names its product putative ferric-chelate reductase 1. NCBI's taxonomy places the organism in Eukaryota, Metazoa, Chordata, Actinopteri, Cypriniformes, Cobitidae. Gene Ontology annotation, biological process: regulation of postsynaptic membrane neurotransmitter receptor levels; regulation of glutamate receptor signaling pathway. The record is from RefSeq and is a predicted model, not a curated record.
CCUACAACAAAGUCUGGGUGUGGGGUCAGCAAAGUCUGUUUCAGUCAGCCUGACAACUGCGACCCAACUACCAACACUGCCUGUUACUUCAUGUCGGUUCAGGCGGGAUCCACUCAGUCAGAAAUGCAGGUGCAAAUAGUCGGCCCUGGUAGCGGAUACGUCGCGAUUGGGUUCUCAGAUGACCAGUCAAUGGGCAAUGAUGACAUCUAUAUAUGUGGUAAAGACACCAAUGGCAUUCCCCAAGUGCAACAUGCAUUUUCCACCGGAACAAGGGCUCCAAAUAUUCUCUCACUGGGGAAUGUCUCUGAUAUCCAGACAUCGAUUACAAAUGGAGUGUUGAAUUGCUCUUUUACGUCUCGUAACGCCAUCAGCACGGCAAGUAGAGCAGCGUCUGUCAGCCAAUAUUACCUUAUGAUCGCUUCUGGACCCAGCAGUCAAGAACCGCGGACUUUCUCACAUCUAGGUAGCAUUCAGGUACACACAACAACAUUUGUCAGCCAAGCCAAAGCUGAUUUAGUAAAUCCGACAGUGAUCGCCAGUGAACCAUUUCCAGCUAUUGUUAAAGCCCACGGUGCCCUGAUGCUGAUCGCCUGGAUGACCACAGGCAGUGUUGGUAUGCUCAUAGCGCGCUAUUUAAAGGCAGUCGGCAAAGGGAGAGGAUGUUGUGGUAAAGAUUUCUGGUUUUUGGCUCACGUGACGUUGAUGUCCCUGUCGAUUAUUGCCACAGCUAUUGCAUUUAUAAUCAUAUUUUCUUAUGCCCAGGAUUGGGCCGGGGGAGCUCAUCCGGUGCUGGGCUGUUUGGUGAUGAUUCUCUCUUUAAUUCAGCCUAUAGUGGCAGCUUUACGCUGUGACCCGCAACACGAACGGAGAUUCAUCUUCAACUGGGCUCAUUCAUUCAACGCUCUGGCUAUCAAAGGUCUCGCAGUGGCAGCGAUCUUCACUGGUCUGGCACUUAUUGGAGACAAACAGGGGUGGAUGCUGGGGGUUAUGGGAGGUUUUGUGGCAUGGGAGGCUCUGAUGUACAUCUUUCAAGAUUUGCACAUGCGUGCCACUAAAAAAGAUUCUACCAUUUGCUCUUUUGGAAUGAUGAACACUGAAGUGAUCCUGCUUGUCUUGUAUAUAUUGGGAAACCUGGCCUUCUUGAUAGCACUUCUUGUUGGAAUCGGCCGAGCUUAACAAAUCCCAACAUGUCACAGAUAACCUCGCUGGAUAAAAGCUAUUUUUUACUUUUUAUUGUAUUAUUAACGUUAUUAUGAACAAAAGCUAUUUGUUUAUUUUUGUCUAUGGCUAAAACAUUUCCAUUUUUAAAGGCCAGUAUAAUAUUAACCCUUUGCAUGAUGCUUAUGUUUUUAUUUUAUCAUUUGUGGGUUGAUACCAAUCAGUGAUUUUCUGUCAUCAUUGUGCUUUUGAGUAAGGGAAUGAAGUUUGUGGUGUUUUUAGGACGCCGUUUCUACAAUGACUGCAAAGAACUGAUAGAUGCUCUUUGACAUGACGUACAAUAGUGAACAUUAAUAGACUGUCAGUCUUCCACAAGAACUGUCAGGAAAUGAGUUCCCCCAAUUUUUUUUUUUAAAGUUAGCUAAUUAUUUUUGGUUUAGAAAGUGAGGAUUUUAAUAAAUUAUUAAUAAUAAUUGCAUCCAAUAUUUUUAUACAUUUUUAUACAAAAUCCACUUAAAUAAAAAUGUGUUUGUUUGUCAAUGCUGCCAAUAUUGUUGUUUAAUAGAAAAAACUUUUUGUCAAAAGACUUGAAGUCAUUGCUAUAUAAAAGAGUUUUAAUGUGAUCAAAUGUGACAAAACCACCACUAGAUGGCAGUAUCUUAAAAUAUGUUUUUGCUUGGUUAUUUUCAACCCAGUGUUAGGUCAGGUUUUAAUUUGAACCAAAAAUGGGUUAAAACAACCCAGGCUAUUUUCAGUUCCAACCCAAUGGG